Molecule: messenger RNA, 514 nt
Organism: Dermacentor albipictus
Lineage: Eukaryota; Metazoa; Arthropoda; Arachnida; Ixodida; Ixodidae
Source: RefSeq, a predicted model, not a curated record
AAAGCGAAUCACAGCAUGCUUUUCCGUGCACUCGUCAUCUCGGCUGCCCAAUACGGCGCAGUGCGAUACGCCUUCUACUACACGGGCAACCUAUGCAAGGAGCCCAACGCAUUUAUGCCGCUGCACACGGAGCCCUACGUGAAUCGGACGUCGAAGGAGCACCUGACCCUGCAUUACCGGUGCCUCGGCGGCUACAUGAACCCCGUCGUGUGCGGGUACCGGAACAAGCCCAUCAGCGAUCUGUGCAUCCUCUUCGAGAGGCGGUGUUGGCAGAUCAUGAUGGACGACGCCCCGACGGACAUCAUGGGGAUUGUGAAUCGGCGCAAGAAGCUUGCAAAAUGUCUCGGAAGGGUCUUUGUUGGUUAGCGCACACCGACGGCAGCACAAAGUUGAUGUUGUCCUAAGUAAAUGAAACUUGCUUCGCUUACACAGUACUCAGUUUGUAUUGAAGCAAGCUCUCUGAUUUCUUGUUCGAAAAGCUGCCUUUCAAAUAAAUAUUCACCGGACUAAAAUA